This is a messenger RNA of Botrytis cinerea B05.10, 3283 nucleotides long. RefSeq lists its product as hypothetical. The coding region runs from base 431 to 2944 and encodes 837 amino acids. The transcript is spliced from 2 exons. The record is from RefSeq and is a predicted model, not a curated record. NCBI's taxonomy places the organism in Eukaryota, Fungi, Ascomycota, Leotiomycetes, Helotiales, Sclerotiniaceae.
GGCCAUCUCUUUUUUGCAACAUCAUUUGUCCAACUUUUGUCUGGACAAUGUUAACCACUUCGAACAUAUUGGUUUCCCCAGAGAUCAGUAUGAUGAAGUGUGGCCUCGAGGAACUGCCGCAUCGGUUUGUAUGGUUGUCUGUAUGAAGACCCAAAAUAUUCCAUCAUACUUGACUUUUUAUUAUUACUCGUUCAUCUGUCAUUCAGCCUUGCUGCCUUUGAGGAAUUCGUUACACCAGACCUGGAUUGGAGUGAGCUUGUGAAUUCAUGAAUGAGAGAUUUAAUCAAUCACUGAUUACGAUUAAAAAGAACUCGAUUGCGAAUGAAUGUGAGGCGAUUAGAGAAAUUGGAAAUUGAGACUGGAAAUUUGAUAAUUCGACAAGGAAACAACAGUGAGAGGCAACAGUGAGGCAUUGAGAGAUAGGUCGACAAUGGUUGGCGUUAAGGACAAGAUAGUCGGUUUGCUGAAGGGCAAGAAGAAGAGUGAGGAGGAAUCAGAGUUAGAGCCAGAAAUUGAGGAGGAAUUUGAACAGAGACCGAGGAGAGAGCGCAGAAAACAUCGGAGAAGUAGGAGAAAUCGAGAGAAACACUCAAGGGAUGGAGAGGACGAGGGUGAUGGAUAUGGUUCGAUUUCUUCCCGCAAACAUCGAAAUCGAGACAAUAGAGAUCGCGAAGAUGAUGAAAAUCCUCGCAGACAUCAUUCGGUCAAUUUGAGUGCCUCGACUUCUCGUUCACCACAUACAGAUUAUCGACGUCGCGCAGAUGAUGAAUCUCAUUCGAAUAGAUUAAACAAUCCUACCUCUCUUUCGCCUCACCAUGCAAGACCUAGUACAGGCAAAUCUUCAAAAUAUGCAGAGGAGGGUGUAAGAGCGCCCAAGGUUAACUCAUUGAUGGAAUGGCCACCUGUUGACUUAUCAAACGACGCCGAAUUGUCACAAGGAAAAGCGAUGCAAUUGAUUGCUAAUGGAGUUCCCGUUUUUAAAGGAACAAUGGAAUCGAUCGCACAUGCUUCCGACGAAUACUUUGCGCUAUAUGCGACUUGUAAUGGGAAUGGAGGGGCUGGAAGUGAUCGCGCGGAGAUUUUUAGUAGGGCAUUUAUGGCCGAUUCCAUGCGGUUACAAGCGCCUGGUGAGGCAAAUCGGCCAUGGGAGUCUCUUGAGCAGCCUAGUAUGGCUUUCUAUUAUGGCACGUUGAGAGGUACUAUUACGUUGAAUCACUGGUGCAGUGUAAAUGGUAAUCCACAUGCCCCAAUCGAGCUUCGCGAUUCAGGUGUCCAAACGCUGAGGGAUGUGGAUUUGCAAAUCAUAUUGGAUCGCUUGAUAUACUUGGAAGCUGGGAUUGAUGAUGAGAGUGAAGAUAUGUUAUAUAAGAGUUUAUACAAAGUAUUACUCAAGGAUCUCGACAAAUCCUUCAUUGCCAAAAAGGGGAUGGAGAAACAGAUUGCGGAUCUGAUAAUUGCGUUGUCAAGACGUGAAUGGAUUGAUUUCAGUCAACCUAAAAAUCAUGUUGUGGCUAAGUUCUUUGCUGAUGGGGCAUAUUCUGAUCAUGGAAGAUAUCGAGCGUUUUUUCACCAGUUACUAUUGAGCAUGGAGUUGGAAUUGAGAAUCCAGUCAAAACACCAUUCGGAGGAAGCAAAAGAGAGGUUGUUGGCGCAAUUACCACCGUGGAUCUCUUGGGACCUAGCUGUUGCGAAGAAGUGGAGAGAGUGCAUGACUAUUGAAAAGUAUAAAACUGGUGAUGAAUUUCAACAGAUUAAAUUCAGACUUCUAAAGAAGAGAUCGCAAGUUAAAGCUUUGCGCAAAUUCGCAAGAGCUAUGAAGUGGCCCAAUUUAGCGAUGGUGGAUGAAGCUCUAAAAGAGCUAGAUCCAGAUGCUUCACCUCUUGAAGAUCGUUCUGCAGAUGCUAUGUCGUUUUGCACCGGCCUAAUUCUACCCGGACCCACGCAACCGUGGCUUCUUAUGAACACUUUGAUCGACUGUGAUGAAGAUGGAGGUGUUGACCUUGGGGGUCUUACGCAUAUGUAUCCGAACUCCGGCUUUCAAUACAGAGGUAGUACGUUCUGGGCAUCAACUUCUAUUGUUGGUAAAGUUCUUGCUCCCACCUGUCAAGAGAUUGCAGGUUGGGUUGGCCCAGCUCUCGCUUCCACGGAUAUCGAACGCACUCAAGUGUUGCGGAUUCGUCAACGUGUGACUCCUCAAGUUAUUACCAAGACCGACGUCCUAAGCAUGCGAGUUCGAUCUGAUCCUCUUGGUCCCCCUGACCCUGGCGAUCCAGUCUAUCCCGUCAGUGAAUUUGUGUUACCCAAGCUAGACUUGGUCUCACCACCUAUAGAUAACAUUCGCAUUGAAAAAUUAGCAUUCGAAGUAGCAAAACCAAAUCAGCAGCUCGACGGCGGAUCUCCAAAGAGAAGUAGUGAAAUAGGAAAGAGACCGCCUACUUAUGAUGCCUGUGUGGUUUUUGCUAGAAAAGGCCAAUCGCAUUGGUUGAGAUUAGCUCAUGAUGUUUCAUUCAUCACCGCAUAUCCUUGUUCCAAUGGUCCUCAUCCUCUUUUCUUCGAUUAUGUGUAUAAGAUUGCGCGCAUGAAUCAAUUGCUCGAUAUACAUAAUUGGGCAGGUGUUGGCGGGGAUAAUUUAAACGAGGAUCUACAGUUAGGAUGGGCGCCGGAACCCGAGGAACUUGGGGUUCAGGGGAGUUGGGAAGAAGGUUACGAUUGGAAGGGAGCAAAGUGGAGCUUUAAGGAACUUAUGGAGGGGGUGGAUAAGGAUACGGUAUUGGUGAUCGAGGCUUGGGGCGUGGAGGAUAAUGAAUGUAUGGCGAGAGCGUGGUGUAGUCAUUGGGGAUUGAAUGCGGUGGUGGCGGUGGUGGGGAAGUCGUGUUUGAGUUGUGCGGUUAGGGAGGCGUAUGCGGCGGCGAUUAAUGUGGUUAUUUUUGUGGGGAGGGAGUGAGGGGAAGGGAAGGUAUGAGGGAAGGUGAUUGGGAGAAUCUUGGGGGGGAGUUGUAUUAUACUUUGGGAGUUUCAAUGGUGUUAACGGGAGGGGGGGGGCUUCUACUGUGCUUUAAAAGCAUCAACUGGGUGGGAUAGAGUUGGGUGGAGUAGGAGAAUAUACCAGGGUUCUUUAUUAUUUAGCGGGAUUUAGAGGUCUAGGAGCGGUUGGGAUAGAGGAUAAGUGCCAUGAUUCGUUAUGGGAUGAUAUGGUGAUAUGAUCGGACAUCCUUCAUACUACGAUAGUCAGUUAGUCAAUUAGUCAGUUAGUCAAUUAAUGAAUGGAAUUGCGAAACUAUCA